This is a messenger RNA of Micromonas commoda, 1026 nucleotides long. RefSeq lists its product with no specific name. Gene Ontology annotation, molecular function: serine-type endopeptidase activity; protein binding. The record is from RefSeq and is a predicted model, not a curated record. NCBI's taxonomy places the organism in Eukaryota, Viridiplantae, Chlorophyta, Mamiellophyceae, Mamiellales, Mamiellaceae. Gene Ontology annotation, biological process: proteolysis. The annotation marks the transcript as partial. The transcript has a single exon.
CGUAAACUCACCGCCGAGGAGAAGGCGACGAUUGAUCUGUUCAACUCAAACACACCUUCGGUCGUGUAUAUCACCAACAUGCAGCAAAAGAGGGACGUGUUCACCCUCAACGCCGUCGAGGCUCCAACGGGGGCAGGGUCCGGCAUCGUUUGGGACGGUGACGGGCACGUAGUGACCAACUUCCACGUCAUCAACGGAGCCAACGAGCUCAGGGUGACCACCCAGGAUCAGGACGUGUAUCCCGCCAAGGUGAUUGGCUUCGACGAGGACAAAGACAUCGCCGUGCUCAAGAUUGACUACGCUAAUAAGCUCCCUGGCAAGGACGGCACGAUUAAAACCUCGAGCCACGACCCAACCCUUCGCCCGCUUCCCAUUGGGACGAGCUCCGACCUGCUGGUGGGACAACGCGUGUACGCCAUCGGCAACCCGUUCGGACUGGACCAUACCCUCACGACCGGGGUCAUCAGCGGCCUCGGGCGUGAGAUUCAGUCGGGGAAUACCGGUCGGCCCAUCGAUGGCAUCAUCCAGACCGACGCCGCCAUCAACCCAGGGAACAGCGGCGGCCCUCUGCUGGACAGCUCCGGCAGGCUCAUCGGCAUCAACACCGCAAUCUACUCCACCUCUGGGUCCUCCUCCGGCGUCGGGUUCGCGCUCCCCGCGGACAUGGUGACGGGCAUCGUCGAGCAGAUCAUCACUACCGGCAGGGUGACCAGACCAAUUAUGGGAAUCACCUUUGCGCCGGACCAGGCUGUUGAGCAGCUCGGGCUUGGCGGCGUGCUUGUUCUCGACGCGAGGGAAGGUGGACCAGCGUGGAGGGCUGGCGUCAAGGCGACGUCCAGGGACUCCGCGGGCCGUCUCAUCCUGGGUGAUGUCAUCGUAGAGCUCGACGGGGCGCUCAUCAAGGAUUCCUCUGAUUUGUACAGAACCCUUGACAAGUUGUCUGUCGGACAGGAGAUCAUGAUGAAGGUGAUGAGGGGCGAGAACAAGGUUGACCUGCAGCUGACCCUCGACGACCUCAAGGACCAG